This is a messenger RNA of Paramecium sonneborni, 3217 nucleotides long. NCBI's taxonomy places the organism in Eukaryota, Ciliophora, Oligohymenophorea, Peniculida, Parameciidae. The record is from the annotation of a GenBank genome assembly.
AUGAAUGAAUUUAACGAUUUCAAAUAAUUGCGUUAAAAUUACUCAAAUGCUUUGGAGAAAAAUAUUCAAAAACUUUAAGGCAGACUAAAGGCUUUAAAUAAUAACAUAAUAAAUUCUACAUCAGCAUAAAAAAUAACAAUGACAAAGAAUCCUACGGAAGUAAAAUCAUUAAGAUCAUCAUGUUUAUUUACAGAUAAUAAUUUGGCAUCACCAACAGACAGAUUCGAUAAUAGUCAAGUUUUUGCUAAUUUUAAUAGAUACAGUAGUCUUGAUGUUCCUUAAGCAAAUCAAGGAGCUUAAUAAAGCAAAGAAUCACCAGAUGUUUUUGAAAAUAUUUUUUUGAAAUAAUCAUACAUUCCUUAUGAAUAGAAAUAAAUAAAAUAGGCAAAUAAAGCAAAGUAAAAAAAUACAUAAAGUAACACAUUAAAGAUAACAAAAAAAGUAGAAAAAAAUCAUUUUAGUAGUUAAAUGAAUAGUUAAUCUUUGUAAAAUAUUAAGAAGAAAGAUGAUAUUUCUUAAGAUAAGACUUUAAAAAAGAAUCCAGAGAAAAAGAAAAUUCUUAUACCUCCUCCUGUUUAACAAAAAACAAAAAAUACAUCUCGAUCACCAUAGAAGUCGAGAAUAAAAUAGAAUAAACAAUAAACACCAUAAUAAAAUCUACAAAAACCAUUAUUAAAUGAAAUAUUGAAAAAAUUUGUUUCAUCAAAAACUAGUUUAAGUAGAACUGUGUCAAAAUCUAAAUCAAAGUCUAAAUCAAAGUCUAAAUCCAAAUCUAAAUCUCCUGAAAAAGAAUCUACUUCUUUUAAAAAGAAACCUAAAUCGAGAUCAAGAGAGUAAGCAAUUCAUUAGUAUAAUGAAUAAAUUACUUCUUAAUUUAGUCCAAUAUAAGAUAAAUUUCAAAUGAGAAAUAUAGAUUAUUCUCCAAAUUUGUUACGAUAAGUGAGAACAUUAAGUAAAAAGAAAGGAAAAAGUAAAUCUAAACAAUAAUUUCAAUAAUAAUAAAUAACAAAUCCAAGUCCAGGUAAAGUAUCUGAGAUUCAUACUUUGAGAUUGAAGAAUUUAUUAAGAGAAAAAUCAAGUAAAUAAGAAAAAAAAGUGAGAACUUAAAUAAGAACAACUGAAUCCCCAAUAUAAAUAAGAGAUUAUAAGAUUGAAGUAUUAAAUUUAAUAUAUUAAAAGGUUCCUUAAAUAAAAAGUCUCGAAGAUUAACCAAAAGAUGAUUCAAAACCAAGUUCUGUAAGACUUAAUACAUUAUCAAUUUAAAGAUCUGAUGAAAAGGAUAAUAGUGUAUUGAUGAAUAUUUUUCAUGAAUUAAAGAAUUUAUCUGAAGAUCAGAUAUAAUAAUUUUAGCAAAUAUUAAAAUAGAUUAGAGUUGAAAGAAAAGAUGAAGAAUUGCAGACAUCCAUUCCAGAUUUGAAUUAAGUUGUAGAGAAUUAAAAAGUACAAAACCAUUCAAAUUAAAAGAAUAAUGUAAUAGAAACUCAUUUAAAAAUGGCAUUAGAAGAAUUUCCAAAGAAAUCGCAUGCUUCAUCACCUAUGUCUAAUAGCAGUUUUAUUUUUAAAAAGGAGUUUUUGACAAAUUCUUAAAUUGAGGAGAUUUGUUAACAAAGAGAAAAAGUAAAUAAUAAAAAUAAUAAAUAAUUAGAGUAUAAAAUUGAGAGUUAAUAGCUAAAUGUAGGCAUUUUAAACAUUAUUACAAUAAUAGAAAAUUUCUCCAAGAUCAUUUCAUCAUAAUAAACAAUUAGUUUAAUCGUGGUUUUCAAAGUAAGCAGAUUAGUUAUAGAAAUUUAAAUGUGAAUUAUAGAAGGUUUAAAAAUAAUCAAAUACUUUAUUAAAAAAGACUGAGUAAGAUGUAAUAAUAGUUAAAGAUUUAAAGAAGGAUUAAAUGUUAGUGUUAUCUUAGUUAUGUAUGUAUUAACACUUUAAUAGUUAGAAUAAAUUUCAUUUGAUUAAUCUGAAAUAAAAGAUGAAAGUUUCUUAGAUUAAUCUGAUCUUUAAUUUAGUAUUCCAAAUUCUCCAAAAAUAGUAACACCAAAUACAAAAUUUUAGAAUUAGAUAAAUGAUAGAAAUGAAAUGAAGAUUGUUUAAUAACAAUCAAUGUCAUCAUAAUAGAAGUAGAAUUAAUUUUCAAAACCAUUUUAGUAAGAUCCAAAAAGAAAGGAUUUUGAAAUAUCAACAUUUAAUGAAGAACUAUUUUUAGGGAAUUAAAUAGCAAGACCAUUAUAAGUAUCUCCUAAUAAUGAAUCUAAAUAAAUAAUAACAGAUUACCGUGAACCAUAAGUAGUAAUUCAUGGUUUAAAUUAUGCAUUGAAAGUAGAAGAAGAGACAGAAUAGAUAAUGGAGUAGUUAAUAGAUGAAGCAUCUAAAAGUUUAAAUAAAAUAGAAUUAAUAUAAUAAUAUGCAUAAUAAACUAAUGCUGGAAUUUUAACAAAUUUAGGUGUAAUAAAUAAUUUUAUAAAUUUAAUGUGUUUUGCAAUAUUAGGUAUGUAUAUUAAUAUAAGAGAAAUAGAAAGUAAUUAGGAGGAGUUUCUAAAGAGAAUGAACACUCCGUAUGGUAGAAAGCCAAUAAACAGAUUGAGAUAAUUACAUAAUUAGGAUGAUUUCGAAGAUCAUCAAGAAAUUUAACCACUUUACUAAAUAAGUUAUAAAAGAAAUCUAUCAUAGAACAAAUUAUGGAAACAUAAAAUUAAUAUGAAAAAAUUCACAACUAGGCUAUAUUUGAUGCUUUCAAUGAAGCUCUAAAUACUCUGAGACCCUUUUAUUAAGAUGAUGGAAUUCCUUAUCCAUGGUGUAUUGAGACCAAUAUAUCAUAAAGAUUAUAUUAUGGAUUAGAAGAUAUCCCAAAUAUACUAGAUAGGGCAAGACAUAAAGUUUUUGAGUGGUCAAAGACAUUAUGCGGUAUUAAAUUAUUAUUUAAAAUUAGGAUUAUUAUCUGAUGAGAUACCUGUCAUAUCUGUGAGACAAUUGAAUUAUGAGCAAUUAUUAAUAAUGUAGGAGUGUUAAGGAAAUGAUUCUUUGGCUUUUAUAAAUGAAGAGAGGAUAUAGAAUUGCCUUUCGAUUGAAGUAUAUUAUAUUAAAUAAUAUAAUUUAGUUAUAAGAGGGAGAGAGGAAAUGGUUUAAGAUUACUCAGGAAUAAACAGAAGUUUUAAUGGAGAUUGCAGAUUAUUUAUUUGAGGAAUUGACAGAGGAUAUGGUUGUUGAGGUUUUUAUGAAAUGA